Parnassius mnemosyne (clouded apollo) is the source of this 5195-nucleotide messenger RNA. The record is from the annotation of a GenBank genome assembly. Lineage: Eukaryota; Metazoa; Arthropoda; Insecta; Lepidoptera; Papilionidae.
AGUAUAGUAUUAGUAAUCUAUGGUUGUGUUUGUGUAGUGCUUUAUGGUGUGUUUGUAUGUAUUUCUGACGCCGUUGUUAGUUGUCUGUCAUUUCUAUAAUUUUGGAUUUCAUCACUAAAACUCAUCAAACUGUCGUCGAUAGGCAAGCAGAAUGCUAAAAUUCAUAAGGGGGAAGGGUCAACAGCCUUCUGCUGAACGGCAGAAGCUUCAGAAUGAACUGUUUGCAUUUCGAAAGACAGUGCAACACGGCUUUCCGAAUAGAGCUUCCGCCCUCGCGUGGGACCCUAUCCUUCGACUUGCCGCUCUAGGCACAGCAACAGGAGCCCUCAAGGUCUACGGGCGACCAGGCGUAGAACUGUAUGGGCAGCACACCAAUCCCGAUGCAGUGGUUACACAAAUUCAUUUCAUACCUGGCACAGGUCGUCUUGUAUCACUAUGUGACGACAACAGUCUGCACUUAUGGGAGAUAAACGAAAAAUCACUGGUGGAGCUCAAAUCGCAUACAUUCGAAGGCAAAAACAAGAAGAUAUCUUCGCUGUGCGUGGAGUCCACUGGCAAGAACUUGCUGAUGGGCACCGAAGGCGGGAAUAUAUACAGCCUGGACCUGAACACAAUCACAGUACACGAAGAUGUUAUAUAUCAGGAUGUGGUUAUGCAAAAUUGUCCAGAAGACUUCAAAGUAAAUCCGGGGGCUGUUGAAGCGAUAUGCGAGCACCCAAAAGUGCCCACGCGGUUGCUCAUUGGCUACAACCGUGGUUUAGUGAUCCUCUGGGACAGAGUGGCCGCCUCACCCACACACACCUUUGCAUCUAAUCAACAGUUGGAGAGCCUGUGUUGGAAUGACGACGGCGAGCACUUCACAUCGUCCCACAACGACGGAUCAUACGUUACUUGGGAAGUGGCAGGCGCUUCAAGCGAUCGACCGUUAAAAGAGCCAAUCACACCAUAUGGUCCCUACCCCUGCAAGGCCAUCUCCAAAAUUCUCAUCAGGACUAGUGUCGAUAAUGAGGAAAUCAUUAUUUAUGCUGGUGGCAUGCCCCGAGCAUCAUACUCAGACAAAUAUACCGUCACAGUACAACAAGGAGAAAAGCAUGUCGCCUUUGACUUCACAAGUCGAGUAAUCGACUUUUUCACAACGACCCCGGUACCGCCAGAUGGCGCUCCCGUGCAAGAAGAGCGGCCCGAAACACCGGCACAACUCUCCGCCCAGGCCGUCAACCAAGUUGCUGCAGCUCUGGUGGUGCUAGCUGAGGAGGAGCUCGUCGUCAUAGACUUGUGCGAUUCCCGCUGGCGGCCGCUGCGCCUGCCGUAUUUAGUAUCGGUGCACGCGUCGGCCGUCACCACGGCGCAACUCGUCGACAAUGUCGCCGCUAACGUCUACGACAACAUUGUCGCCGCUGGGCAGCAGCAAACGGAGAAUGUGUACUCGGACAGUGCGUGGCCGAUCUCGGGCGGGGAAGUGACCAGUGCCGACGCGGAGGCGAGCGAGCGGCAGUUGCUGCUGACGGGACACGAGGACGGCUCCAUUCGGUUCUGGGACGUGAGCGGAGUGGCCAUGACGCCUCUCUACAAGUACACCACAGCACAACUCUUUAGCGGUGAAGAGAUAGGCGAGAACAACGACAGUCAGAACGACGAAGAAGAAUGGCCCCCUUUUAAACGCGUCGGUACCUUCGAUCCGUACAGUGACGAUCCAAGACUGGCCGUUAAACGGGUUAUCCUUUGUCCCUUAUCCGGUAUGCUCACAAUUGGCGGUGCGGCUGGACACAUUGUGAUUGCCAGCUUGAAGACUUCUCCGAGCACUGCCGAAGUUAAAUCAAUGUCGGUGAACAUUGUUUCGGAUCGCGACGGGUUCGUCUGGAAGGGACACGACCAGCUGACGCUUCGCGCCGGUACGCACAAUUUUCCCCAAGGAUAUCAGGCGACAGCGGUGGCGCAGCUGUCACCGCCGGCGGCGGUGACGGCCCUGGGCGCGCAGUGGGAGUGGGGCGUGGUGUGCGCCGGCACCGCGCACGGCCUGGCGCUGCUCGACGCGCUCGCCGCCGCGCCGCUGCUGCACCGCUGCACGCUCAACCCGCACGAUCAUUCUGGUGCCGGAGACACCCCAAUAUCUAGACGAAAAUCAUUUAAAAAGUCACUUCGAGAAUCGUUCCGACGGCUAAGGAAAGGCAGAUCGCAACGGCGUCAAAAUACUUCUGCGAGUCCUACAUCACAGUCGCAACCAGCGGCGAAGAAGCCAGGCGAUAAAAUUGUUGAGACAGAUGCUGAGAUUAAACCUGUGGAGCGUGCCGUUGAGGCCCGCUCUAAUGACGACGCGUUCGGUUCUAUGGUGCGCUGCCUAUAUUUCGCGAGGACAUUCCUUAUUAACACACAAAACUCAACGCCGACACUUUGGGCGGGCACAAAUAAUGGUACGGUCUACGCGUUCACGAUAAACGUGCCAAAUACUAACAAACGGAAAGAAGAACCGGUCACAUGUCAACUAGCGAAAGAGAUACAGCUGAAACACAGAGCACCAGUCAUCGGUAUCACAGUUUUAGAUGGAGCUUCUGUACCGCUGCCUGAUCCUUUAGAGGUGGAGCGCGGGGGCGCGGCGCUGGCGGAGGGCGGCGCGCACCGCGUGCUCAUCACGUCGGAGGAGCAGUUCAAGGUGUUCUCGCUGCCCUCGCUCAAGCCGCACUCCAAGUACAAGCUCACCGCGCACGAGGGCGCACGGGUGAGACGUACAGCGUUCGCGUGGUUCGAGUGCGUUUCGGGAGGGGAGCGGCAUCGCGAGUGGUGCCUGCUGUGCCUCACCAACUUGGGCGACUGCCUGGUGCUCAGUCCGGAGCUUCGCAGACAACUCAAUGCGGCCGCCGUUCGCAAAGAGGAUAUCAAUGGAAUUUCAAGCCUAUGCUUUUCAAAGCGAGGUGAAGCUCUCUACUUGCACUCAUCCUCUGAACUUCAAAGGAUUUCUCUUUCAGCAACUAAGGUGACAGUCGCGCAUUGCCAAAUACUGUUGCCACCGUGGGCGGCUGCGCUUCGAGGACCGGUGGAAGAAACGCCGCUAACAAAUGGUGAACAUAAGGAGGAAUCAACUGAGACGGUACACGACGUGACAGCAGCUUCGGGGGACAUCACGGUGGACUCAGUACGAGAUCACACCAACGCGGAACCACCGCCCGAGCUCAACAUUAACCUUCAGAAUUCGCAAGUGAACACGAGCUCGAUAGUGGUAAAAACCACGACGCGGACGACUAUCGCCGAGAGCAACGCGGACGGAACCAACAACACUACGACCACCACUACAACCACCAGCAACAACACCGGCGAGAACAUCCUAGAACACAGUCGCGAGGAAGGCGUCAUCACCCGCAUCGAGACGGGAACCGUGACGGUGCCGGCCGGAACCGACCCGAAGCUGAUCCUCGAGAUGUUUGACCGCCAGAGGUCGCCACUAGCCGUUCCCGUUCCAUCGACGCCCACCGAAACCCACUAGAAAACACUCUACCACCAAGCACCGAAUUACUCCGAACUGUCCGCAUCAUUGCUCCGAAAUCAUACAGUUUUGAUGUACAACGUAUUGUUAUAACAAUAACAAUUCUAUAUCAAAAUUGUGAGAAUAUAAAACAUCCAUAUUUUGAUACGAUUUAGACUUGUAUAGAUACUGUUUUUGUAUCGAUUUGUUACAGAUAAAGUAACGACAUUUAUAACUGUAAAGAGUUGUUCAUUCAUUUUAUGCAGAACUGUAAUUUAGUUUUCCGAUUUUUCAUCAAAUUAAUAGAUAGUUUCAAUAAUAGCAUACUUGUUACAUCGUUGUCUACGACAGUUAGAUAUACUGCCCCCUGUUUCAAAAAAUCAAUAAGCAAUCAUUUUUUUAAUUGUAUCGUUUUUAAUCUGUACCUGUAAUCACUACAUUUGUCACAUAAUACUUUUGGUAUCUUAUAAUAUUUGAUUAGAAGGUAUUUUACUGUCACUUGUACAUUUUCAGUUUACGUUAGGGUACUUUAUUUUAUAAGAGAUUAUGCAUUUUAUAGUUGGAUACUUUUAACUGACAAUUAUGCGUGCUUGAAUUAUAAUAAUAACUAAAAAUUGUUACAUAACUAUUAUUCAUAAAAUUCUUCAAUGAUUAUUAAUUUUGAAAUUUAAAAAAUGCGUACUUAAUAACAGCAAUUUUUAUUAUUACCAUUUUAUAAUUCAGUACAAAAACAAAAGCCAUAGCAGUUAUUUAACUGGCAAUACUGCAAUUUGAUUGUGGAUUGUUUGUAUCAUUAUUUUCUAGUUAAGUAACAUUGUGAAAUUAUUUUAUUAAUUAAGGUUUAUAAAAUAAUAAACAUACAAGCAUUCUUUGCGAAUGAAAUGUGCCUAUUUAUUUCUCUUUUAUAUUAAAGAUAACUUUAUCUAGGUAAAUUAGAAAUAUACGUUUUGACAAAUAAUGUAGUAUUUUUUUUUAUUAUUGAUAGCAUUUAGAUUUUCCAUGGCGUUGUCAAUUUUUAAUACUAAACUGAGAAUGUGUUAUCACGUAUUGCUUUGAAUUGUAUAUUCAGUGAUAAUUUAAUAUUAUGUUUCAGUGAAAAACGCGUGGAGAGUUUUUGCAAUAUUUUAGCUCUUUUUUUGUAUGUAGACAUUCUAUUAUUAGUAUUAUUUUUAAAUUUACUUUGUUUAUGUUGUACCUAAUUUUGAAUUUAUAUUUUUUUCAUUUUUUUUUUCUUUUAAAAGGCAGCUAAACUGUGCACCGAUAAUUAUACCGCCAUAUAAUAAUUUUAAAAAUAAUUUAAAAAAAUAGUAUUUAUGGCUACAAAUUAAUUUGCAUGUACAUCACAAUGUGUGAUAAAAGGGGAUUGAUUUUAUUAUUUUAGGCAUUAUUUUAGUUUAGUUUGUAAGUUGAAUGUGCCUGCCUAUGUUUUAUUUUCUAAGUAUUAACAAUAAGUCGCGUUCGAGCUACUAAUGGAGCUAUAACGUCCAGUUUGCUUCUGUUUUAGUGAUGUACAAUUUUUAAUGCUACUGUAGUAUUUUUAAAAUAUUUGAUAUAAAAAAUUGAGAUUUGUAUCCGACAUUAUUACACAAAAAUAAAAGCUACAAUAAAUUAUACUUAUUUUUAUUACAUUAAUUUCCGUUCAUUUUAUUGAAAUAUUUAAACAAAAUUUUCUGACCAGAGGCAGCCUUUUAUGAAAAUAAAAACAUCUAGCAAACAACUAUAAAAUUAUAUAAACUGU